This is a messenger RNA of Lampris incognitus (smalleye Pacific opah), 2712 nucleotides long. RefSeq names its product PDZ domain-containing protein 4-like. The record is from RefSeq and is a predicted model, not a curated record. The transcript is spliced from 8 exons. The coding region runs from base 1 to 2712 and encodes 903 amino acids. NCBI's taxonomy places the organism in Eukaryota, Metazoa, Chordata, Actinopteri, Lampriformes, Lampridae. Gene Ontology annotation, molecular function: protein binding.
AUGGGGUGCAACAUGUGUGUUGUUCAGAAGCCCGAGGAACAAUACAGGGUCAUGUUCCAGAAGGGUCACAUAGGAAACAUGCUGCGCUCUCUUGAUGCUGAGGGCCGAAUGAAGGUGAAUGGGAAGGAGCUGUCCCGGCUCUCCGGGGAUCCAACCCUGGACAUACGGGACCCUGUGUUGUCCAACAUACUGAGGAAGGAGGCCCGCAGGAGGGCCGGUGUGGCGGGGGUGGUCCCCGGAGGACCGGGGGUCGUGACUAUGGGGAUGGCCGACUGCGUGGACAGCUGCACCCAAACAGACAUCAGCUUCCAGCAUAUGUUGACUCUGGGCAAGAGCAACCAGCACCCCUGUGGAGCACCACCUCCGCCAGACCCUCCUCCUUCUCCCCCACUGCCACCGCUACUGGACCCAUACCUCCUCAAUGAGCUUCUCAUAGAGCCUGAGUACUUUGACCCCAACGACUACUUCGACAUCACCCAGCACGAAGUGGACCGGCAGGAUGAGCUGGAGUACGAGGAGGUGGAGCUGUACAAGUCUCGUCAGCAGGACAAACUGGGGCUGACGGUGUGCUACCGGACAGACGACGAGGAAGACCUGGGCAUCUAUGUUGGAGAGGUCAACCCAAACAGUAUCGCUGCGAUGGACGGCCGCAUCCGCGAGGGGGACAGAAUACUGCAGAUAAACGGAGUGGACAUCCAGAACAGAGAGGAGGCGGUGGCCAUUUUGACGCGGGAGGACAGCACCAACAUCUCCCUGCUGCUGGCGCGGCCCGACAUCGAGAAUGACAACCAGCUGGACCAAGAUGAGCUGGACCUCGAGCUGCUGGACAAUGCUGCCCACCUGCCCAGCCCUCCGAAACUGAGGAGCAGCCGGUCCGUCCUGACCGCUGGAGCAGGAGGGGUCACAGGCGGCGGCAUGACGGGAGGCUGUGGUCGCUCCCUGAACAGGGACUCGCUAGGCCUGCUGCAGACAGUGCUGAGCAACAGCCAGGAGCUGGACAGCGGUGUUGGUCGGACCGACGAGAGCACGCGCUAUGAGGAGUCGUCAGAGCACGACCUUCUGGGAGAUGACCACACCAGUGCCUCCAACACCAAUGCCACCAAUACGCCAGGAAGCAUGCGCAAGUUCCUCUCUGGCCGUGGUGACACGCCCCCCCUGCUGCACUCCAGGGACCUCCAGUUCAGCACAGACUCCCUGCUCGGCCUGGACAGCAUUGGUGGAGGAAGCCUGGAGCAGGUGGAGAGAGGCUACACAGGAGACGUGGUGAGGAUGAUGAUGAUGAUGCCCGGGUUGACAGAGGAAGAGUGCGACAGGUACCGGGAGCUCCUGGAGAUCAAAUGUUACUACGAGAAGAACAGCAACGCUCCUGUGCUGCUGGGAGGCCAGGGCCAGGUGGGCGAGGAAGGAGGUGUCGGUCUGGACGUCAACAGGAACGAGAGCCUAAUGCAACACGAGAUGGCACUCCUGGAAGAGGAGCUACGGCACUUGGAGUUUAAGUGCCGCAACAUCCUGAGGGCACAGAAGAUGCAGCAACUACGGGAGCGCUGCCUAAAGGCCUGGCCUCUGGAGGAAGAGGGCGGAGCCGGACGUAUGGGCGGCGGUGCAGGGGGCAGUUCGGUUGGCGAGGAGUCAUGUCACCAUGCUCUCUCAGACAUCAAUGAGCUUCCAGAGAGAGAGCGCUCGGACAAGGACAGCACCAGUGCCUACAACACCGGGGGGGAGAGUUGCAGGAGCACCCCCCUGGCAAAUGAACAGCACCCCUCACCCUCCACACAGAGCUUGGUGGCAGCAGACUCGUUUCCUUCUACAACUGCUGUGCGGCUUCCGUCCUCUGCUCGGCACAGAGAGAGGGGGAACAGGGGGGAGAAAGGACACCUCAAACAGCCCCACUCCCCCAACACGCACAGAAGAGGAGCAGAGGCCAAGACCUCCAGCCCCGCCACCAAGAUUAGGUCGCUGUCCCGCGAUGGAGAGGUUCGGAAGGCCCCCAAAGCCAGCGGGACAGUGGAGCCGGUGGGAAGGCGGAGUGCAGAAAACAGCCCUUAUCUGUCCCGUCGACAGAGCGGUGGCCAAGUGCCUCAACGUUACCAGAGCUGCAUGCAGCUGAGAUCUCCCUCUGCUUCUGAGGGGCUGGAAGGACCCAGAGAUGGGAGCGAUGCCAGCCCCAUGAGCCUCGGCAGCACAUGCAAAGACGGCCCCCAGGGUCCAGUGGCCGAUCCUAUGCACCUCCUGCCAGCCUCCCCCCGCAUGGAGUGGAAAGUGAAGAUUCGCAGCGAUGGCUCGCGCUAUGUGGCCAAACGGCCCGUGAGGGACCGCCUCCUCAAGGCCCGUGCCUUGAAGAUCCGAGAGGAGCGCAGCGGCAUGACGACAGAUGACGACGCCGUGAGUGAGAUGAAGAUGGGCCGCUACUGGAGCAAGGAGGAACGCAAGCAGCACCUCCUGAGGGCACGGGAGCAGCGCCGACGCCGGGAGUUCAUGAUGCGGAGCCGUCUAGACUGUCUGAGGGAAAGGGAGAGGGAGCAAGGCAGCACCGGCGGGGCACAGCAGGAGCCAGCCUCCAUCCUGGAGCUGUGCCACCGCAGGAGCAUGAAGAAACGUAGCCGCAGGAUCCUGGACAACUGGAUAACCAUCCAGGAGCUGCUGGCCCACGGGACCAGGUCUCCCGAUGGGAAGAAAAUCUAUAACCCCCUGCUGUCUGUCACUACAGUCUAA